This is a messenger RNA of Eurypyga helias (sunbittern), 1060 nucleotides long. RefSeq names its product propionyl CoA carboxylase, alpha polypeptide (gene PCCA). The record is from RefSeq and is a predicted model, not a curated record. The transcript has 11 exons. Gene Ontology annotation, molecular function: ATP binding; metal ion binding; propionyl-CoA carboxylase activity. The annotation marks the transcript as partial. NCBI's taxonomy places the organism in Eukaryota, Metazoa, Chordata, Aves, Eurypygiformes, Eurypygidae. Gene Ontology annotation, cellular component: mitochondrion.
CUUCAGGGAACAUCAUCUGGUCACACAUACUUUUCAACAUCCAAUUCACGAGUGAAAAUCCAGUUUGCUAAGAAUUCCCAAGUAAUUCUAGCCGAGCAGGCAUCAGAAGGUGUCACCUUCAUUGGACCUGACACACAUGCUAUUCAAGCUAUGGGAGAUAAGAUUGAAAGCAAAUUGUUAGCCAAGAAUGCAAAGGUCAACACAAUCCCUGGCUUUGAUGGAGUAGUCAAGGAUGCAGAUGAAGCUGUCAGAAUUGCAAGGGAAAUUGGCUACCCUGUCAUGAUCAAGGCCUCAGCAGGUGGUGGUGGGAAAGGCAUGAGAAUCGCUUGGGAUGAUGAAGAGACCAGGGAAGGUUUUAGGUUUUCAUCUCAAGAAGCUGCUUCAAGUUUUGGUGAUGAUCGCUUGCUGAUAGAAAAGUUCAUUGAUAACCCUCGUCAUAUAGAAAUCCAGGUUUUGGCAGAUAAACACGGUAAUGCCUUGUGGUUGAAUGAGAGAGAGUGCUCCAUUCAAAGGAGAAACCAGAAAGUUGUGGAGGAAGCACCAAGCACUUUUCUAGACCCUGAAACUCGAAGAGCGAUGGGAGAACAAGCAGUAGCUCUUGCCAAAGCAGUAAAAUAUUCCUCUGCUGGAACAGUAGAAUUCCUUGUGGACUCGAGUAAGAAUUUCUACUUCUUGGAAAUGAAUACUAGACUUCAGGUUGAACAUCCCGUCACAGAAUGCAUUACCGGCCUGGACUUAGUCCAAGAAAUGAUCCGUGUUGCUAAGGGUUACCCUCUCAGGCACAAACAGGCUGAUAUUCCCAUCAACGGCUGGGCGGUUGAAUGUCGAGUUUAUGCUGAGGACCCCUACAAAUCUUUCGGCCUGCCAUCCAUUGGUAAACUCUCGCAGUAUCAGGAACCAUUGCACGUGCCAAGUGUACGUGUUGACAGUGGCAUACAACAAGGAAGUGAUAUUAGCAUUUAUUAUGAUCCUAUGAUCUCAAAACUGAUUACCUGUGGCUCUAAUAGAGCUGAAGCACUAAGAAGAAUGGAAGAGGCUUUAGACAAUUACGUAAUUCGAG